AUGUCUGGCCAACGGUCAAUCGCCUUCGCCGGCCUCGGACGUAUCGAUGUCCAUCACCAUUGUUUCCCCAGAACUGUCCCGGAGUUGAAGUCCGAGUUUGAGGACAAUUCCUACAAUCUCAACUAUUCCCCCUUUCCCUCCACGCCACAAGAACAUAUCAAGUAUAUGGACGAAGUUGGCAUUCAGACUGCUGUGAUUACUCCGUCUAUCAAGUCCGAGUGGCACAACGGCUACACGGCCCCCAAGUUCCUCGAACUGUGCCGCUGUUUCGCUGUUCUCCCGCUGCCGCAUAUCCAGGAGAGCAUAACCUUUAUCCGCGAAGCAUCCUCCGCUCCGACACCCCCGGAUGGUUUCGCCGUGACCACCGCUAUGGGCCAGCGCUAUCUUGGUGAUCCCGCUUUUGAGCCUGUGUGGGCUGAGGUCAACAAGCUGCGAGCGGUCGUCUUCAUCCAUCCAGCGGACACGGUCAUGCCUGAGUACCUAAACUUCGGCCCGUUCGUCCAGGAAUUCCCCUUCGACACCGCCCGCGCCAUCACAAGCAUCAUCCACUCCAGUGUCCUCGUCCGCCAACCGGAUAUCCGCUUCCUCUUUUCCCACAAUGGCGGAGCGUUCCCGUACCUUGCUGACAGGAUCGGCCGUCAGCAUCUUGACAAUGUCAUCACCAAGACAAACAAGGGUCUCACAAUGCGCGAUCUCCUGGCGACGAAGAAUAUUUACUUCGACACCAGCAUCUCCUCCCCGAUGCAGUACCCUAUUAUCAAAGAUAUCGGUAUCCCGUCGAAGCGUCUGCUCUACGCAACUGACUAUCCGUACACAAAGCGCGAUGACAAUAUCACUUAUUUGGACGGCUACAAUGCGCCCAAGGAUUCCGGUCUUUAUGACGAUGCGGAGAUGGAAGGCAUUCUUCGUGAGAAUUCCCUAGAGCUGUUCCCCCGCCUUGCGAAGUUUUUCUAUCUGAUCCUAAACCCAGUAAAUGUGUUUUAA
This is a messenger RNA of Penicillium riverlandense, 984 nucleotides long. Its product is annotated as amidohydrolase family protein. Gene Ontology annotation, molecular function: carboxy-lyase activity; hydrolase activity. The transcript is spliced from 6 exons. The record is from RefSeq and is a predicted model, not a curated record. Gene Ontology annotation, biological process: secondary metabolic process. Bases 1 to 984 code for a protein of 327 amino acids. NCBI's taxonomy places the organism in Eukaryota, Fungi, Ascomycota, Eurotiomycetes, Eurotiales, Aspergillaceae. Gene Ontology annotation, cellular component: cytosol; cytoplasm.